Molecule: messenger RNA, 855 nt
Organism: Striga hermonthica
Lineage: Eukaryota; Viridiplantae; Streptophyta; Magnoliopsida; Lamiales; Orobanchaceae
Source: the annotation of a GenBank genome assembly
AUGAGAACUAGGUGGAGUCUGUGGAAACAAUUGAAAGACAAGGAGACCGGACUAGGCUGGGAUCAUAUGAAAGGUACGAUUGAUGCUACAGAUGAAUGGUGGGCUUUGAAAAUUAAGGAAAACUCCAAGUAUGAAGUGUUCCGAGAAGAAGGGAUCGAGAUAGAACUUGAGUGUAAAAUGGAUCAAAUUUUUGCUAUUUCUGCUCAAGGAAAACUUAAAUUUACUCCAGUAUCAAGUUCACAACAAAAACAUGUGAUGCAAGAAGUUGAUGAGGUGUACGUUCCUUCUCCAUUACAUGAGAGCUGCAAUGAUAACUAUGGUGGUGACAAUUGUUGUGUGGCAGAUGAAUCAUGGGAUGGGGUAUGGACAAAGAUUAGCCCGACAUGCACAUCUACCCCUAUCGCUUCUCCUGGUAACAUACAAAUUGAAGCUAAUGAUGGGAGAAAAGGUAAGAGGUCUUUUGUUGGGGACUUCUCACAAAGUAGUAAGGCUACAAGAAACUCAGGUAAGAGAGCAAGGGUUGCCGCAAUUCAAGAAAUGCUUGGAGGAAUUAUGCAAACAAUUUCAAAAAGAAAUCAUUUAACAGAGGAAAUUACUACUUCAAUGAAGAAUAUGAUGAGUUUGCACAUGGAUAUAGUGAAGUCAAUGAAGGAAAAGUCUUACUAUGAUCUUAGGGAUACUAUGGCGAAAUUAUGUACUCUUUCAGAUUUGACGGCUACUUCGCCAGAGUUUUUCUUUGCUUGCACGAUGUUCGAAGAUCCACAAAAAAGAAUUAUCUUUUUUGGAUUGCCUGAUGAUAACAGUAGGGUUGAAUACAUUAAGUACAUGUAUAAGGAGCAUAAGAAAAACAGAUAG